CGGUUUUAAUCAAACUGCGGCAUGUACAACUCGGCCAAACAGCUGCAGCGCGUGCUGACAGCCCGCGAGAUUCGUAAGACGUUCCUGGACCACUUUACCGUGAGCCAUGGCCACAAGUUCGUCCGCUCCAGUCCGGUGGUUCCUUUCUGCGAUCCCACGGUGGCUUUCGUUAACGCGGGCAUGAAUCAGUUCAAAUCGGUAUUCCUGGGCACAGCAGAGGCGCCUUACAAGCGCGUGGUCAACUCCCAGAAGUGCGUCCGUGUGGGUGGAAAACACAAUGAUCUAUCAGUGGUGGGCACGGAUGGCUAUCAUCACACCUUCUUCGAGAUGCUGGGCAACUGGUCCUUCGGCGAUUACUUUAAGCGGGAGGCCUGCGCCAUGGCUUUGGAGCUGCUCCGUGGUCCCUACAACAUUGACCAAGGUCGCCUAUAUGUAACUUACUUUGCUGGUGAUAAGGUGCUGGGUAUUCCAGCGGAUCUGGAGUGUUUUGAGAUUUGGAGGAGCCUGGGAUUUCCCGCCUCUCGCAUACUACCCUUUGGUUGCGCAGAUAACUUCUGGGAAAUGGGAGCCACUGGUCCAUGUGGUCCCUGCACCGAAAUCCACAUUGAUCAUCGCCCAGAUCUUGGCAACGUGGAGCAGCGCGCAAAAUUGGUCAAUGCAGGUCGCUCCGAUCUCACAGAGCUCUGGAAUCUCGUCUUUAUACAGUACAACCGUCAUGCGGAUGGCACCAUCUCUCAAUUACCCGCCAAUCAUGUUGACACCGGCAUGGGAUUCGAGCGUUUGACGGCAGUGCUGCAAAACAAGAAUUCCAACUAUGACACGGAUUUGUUUACUCCGCUCUUUGAUGGCAUCCAGCAGGUGGCAAAGGCUCCGGUUUACAGUGGCAGCUUUUCGGAUGGAGGAAAUGGAGCAAUGUUGGACACAAGUUAUAGGAUACUAGCCGAUCAUGCCCGCAUGGUCACAGCCUGUUUGGCCGAUGGAAUGCUGCCAGAUCAAAACCAAAAAUUGCGCCGUGUGCUCCGCAAAGCUCUCAACAUUUCGGAGCAUGUGUUUGCCCAUGACAAAUUGUUGACCCAACUUGUUCCUAUUGUGGUAGAGACUCUGGGCGAGGCCUAUCCAGAGAUGUCAUCUAAACAGCAGGCAGUCAUCGACUUGAUUAACCACGAGCAGGAGGUGUAUAAGAAUCUGAGAGAAAGUUCUUCCAAAGCAUUUGCAGAGGUGCUCACAGAGUUCCCGAAUCUGGAUGAUAUUGAUUUGAUGGAGUGCCCAGGGUUCGUGCCCGCCUACCGGGAGUUUCGGGUGCAACGCUGCAAGUUUUCCAAUAACACAAUACCAGGAGAUUUCCUCUACAAACUGACGGAUACAUAUGGUCUUACCGAAGAGAGCUUCCUUAAGCUAGCCGAACUGGAGAACAUGAACUGUGAUCUGGAGCGCUACAGGGCUAAGGUCAGUCUGGCCAAGAUUAAAGCCAAGGGCACUCAAAGAGCAAGCGAGGAAGGAUCGCUUUGCGAUCUGGCCAAUGAGCAGCGUAUUGCCGAAGCUCAGGCGAAGCUAACGAAGCGUCUGACACCCACCGACAACAGUCACAAAUAUGCCUAUUCCUUUGACAAGGAGAGCGAUUCAUACCAGAUACCUCCGCUAAAAAGUCGCAUCGUGGGAAUGCUUCUCAACGAUGCGGAAGUGUCGCGAACGCAAGGCAGUCGCCUGCAGGAACCCUCCACCGACCUUAUUUCAAUUGUAACUACUACCAGCAAUUUCUACUACGAAUCUGGUGGUCAGCAAUCGGAUGGUGGAAAGAUAUUUGUCAACAAUCAUCACCAGCCAGAGCUUCCGCAUUUGCUAGACGUUAUCUGUGUGAAAAAUCUCAAUGGCUGUGUGGUUCAUGUCUGCAAAUUGUCGAGUUCUACCGAUGCAUUUGAGCUGGCCAUUGGAGACGAGGUGGAACUGCAGGUUGAUCCUCAGCGGAGACAACUCAAUACUUGUCAUCAUACAGCUACACAUCUGCUAAACGCUGCUAUCCGCUCUCUUUUUAAAAAGGUAACCUAUCAGGUUUCAAGCUCGGUGACCAGUGAUCACUGCAAACUAGAGUUGGGACUGCUGGGCAAGCGCAUCCAAAAGGGCGAUGUGCAGCUCAUUGAAGAUCUUAUCAACCGCGUUAUCUGUUCUGCCUCACCGGUUCAGGUAGAGCUUUUGAGUGCCGCUGAAGUCCUGCAGCAAAAUGACAUCACGAUGGUGCCCGGUGAGGUUUAUCCGGAGCAGGGAUUACGACUGGUCAACGUUGACAGCCCUGAACUUCAGCUCAGCUCCAAGGAGCUAUGCUGUGGCACUCAUGCCACCAACACCAGUGAGCUUUCCUGCUUUAGCAUUGUCAAUUUAAAGCAGACAAAUCGCGCGAGAUUCGCCUUCACCGCUGUGGCUGGCCAGGCGGCUGAAAAUGUGCUGAAAACCGCUGCCCUGCUACGCCAUCGCGUUGAUCUUCUCGAGAAGCAGUUCCAGACUGAUAAGCUCACAAAUGCCACGGAAGUGGAACUGCAGACCAUUCGUCACAAUAUCCUGCACACGGACAUUAAGCUGCCAUAUGCGUUCAAGAUGGACACGCUAGAACGCAUUACCGAGAUGUUAAAAAGAAUCAAAGAUUCCUCACGCACAACCCUAAAGGAAUUCGUGGAUGUUGAAAUGCGCAACCUGCUGCAGGAAAAGCCUGUGGAUUCUCACCCCUUCAUUCUGCACUACAUAACUAGCUCGGCCCUGGUGGAGGAGAUUCCCUUGCAACGAGCCACCAAACUCUGCCAGGACCGGCCCGUCCUGGUAAUCAGCAUGUGUGAUAGCGUCGUUAAGGCGCGCUGUUGCGUACCAUCGAACUGCGUCACAGAACAAUUUAACGCUUCCGCUUGGCUGCAAUCUUUCGCCGACACCUUUGGUGGCCAGAUAGCUGUGCCCAAAGGCCAGAAUCCGCAGGUUGUGUGCAACAUGAAGGGUCGAAGAGUCAGCAACCUAUUCGAGGAGCAGCUGGAGCAGGCAAUGUCCAAGGCACAGGCGUACGCUAAGCUUUACCUGUAGGUUUUAGAUGUGAUCACCCUCCUAAAUGUGCUAGCUGUAAGCUUGCCUCUCUAAAUUGCGGAAUUAUUAGUAAA
Drosophila gunungcola (fruit fly) is the source of this 3134-nucleotide messenger RNA. It is a transcript of the gene AlaRS-m, whose product is annotated as alanine--tRNA ligase, mitochondrial. NCBI's taxonomy places the organism in Eukaryota, Metazoa, Arthropoda, Insecta, Diptera, Drosophilidae. The transcript is spliced from 10 exons. Bases 22 to 3060 code for a protein of 1012 amino acids. Gene Ontology annotation, biological process: alanyl-tRNA aminoacylation; tRNA modification. The record is from RefSeq and is a predicted model, not a curated record. Gene Ontology annotation, cellular component: cytoplasm; mitochondrion. Gene Ontology annotation, molecular function: ATP binding; amino acid binding; alanine-tRNA ligase activity.